UUUCAGCACCAUGGUCAGAUCCAGCAUGAACAAACAUUGACCAUAUGCCACAGUAAAUCUGUAACUCAUCCAUCAUUUCAGCGCUGCUCACCUUUUCCGGUGGACGAGGGAGUGUUUAUAGCAACAGACACAAUGUAGUUAAGCUUUUGAGCUUUUACGCGCACGUUACAAAUUUGCUUUUGGUAUAAACGUGGAGUUUCGCUAUUACAGUAUGAUGAUUUCCCGCUACAGACCGAGCCCAGGCUCCACCAUGUCCUUGUCUUUCUGUGGCAACGAGAACAACUCUGUCGCCUACAAUGUGGACCAUGGCGUGCUCAAUAAUGGAUGCUUUCUCGAUGCCCUUACUGUGGUGCCCCAUGUCUUCCUGCUCUUCAUCACAUUCCCUAUCCUCUUCAUUGGCUGGGGCAGCCAGAGCUCGAAGGUUCACAUCCAUCACAGUACAUGGCUACAUUUCCCUGGACACAACCUGCGCUGGAUCCUCACCUUCAUCCUUCUGUUUGUGCUGGUGUGUCAGAUUGCAGAGGGCAUUGUUUCUGAUGGGUUUACACAAUCUCUUCAUCUACAUCUAUAUAUGCCCGCAUGCCUGGCUUUCAUGGCUGCAAUCACUUCAAUAAUCUACUACCACAACAUAGAGACCUCCAAUUUUCCCAAGUUGUUGCUAGCAUUACUUAUUUAUUGGAUUUUGGCAUUUAUCACUAAGACCAUCAAGUUUGCCAAGUACACUGAGCAUGGAAUUGGUAUGAGACAGUUGCGCUAUUGCUUGACCGGCCUCCUCGUCAUGCUCUAUGGCCUGCUUCUGACUGUAGAGAUCAACGUCAUACUGGGACGGCGAUAUAUGUGUUUUGCCAAUCCCACUGAGGUAAAGCCUCCUGAAGACCUGCAGGACCUGGGUGUGCGCUUUCUGCAGCCAUUCGUCAAUCUACUGUCUAAGGGUACUUACUGGUGGAUGAAUACUUUUAUCACCUCGGCUCACAGGCGCCCCAUUGACCUGAAGGUCAUCGGCAAACUGCCCAUUGCCAUGAGGGCACUCACUAAUUAUCUGAAACUGCGCAGAGCCUUUGAAGCUCAGAAGAGGCCUGAUGGCCUCCAGCCGCAGGGACCUCAAUGGAUCUGGAGGGCACUAAGAGAGGCCUUUGGAAAGCCCUUGAUUCUGAGCAUUACCUUCCGUUUCCUGGCUGACCUGCUGGGUUUUGCUGGACCAUUGUGCAUCUCGGGUAUUGUGCACCACAUCAGCAAGAAGAACCACACCAUCCAGGCACCGGCACAAUUAUUGGGGGUCUAUUUCAUCUCCUCACAGGAAUUUCUCGCUAAUGCCUAUGUACUGGCUGUGUUGCUGUUCUUUGCUCUGCUUCUGCAGAGGACGUUUCUACAAGCCUCUUAUUACUCAGCCAUACAAACUGGCAUCAACCUAAGAGGAGCCAUCCAGACUAAGAUUUAUAACAAGAUCAUGCGCCUGUGCACCUCAAACAUGUCUAUGGGAGAGAUGACUGUGGGCCAGAUCUGUAACCUGGUAGCCAUAGACACCAACCAGCUGAUGUGGUUCUUCUUCCUGUGUCCCAACCUGUGGGCCAUGCCUGUACAGAUUAUAGUGGGGGUGAUUCUGCUCUACUACCUUCUGGGAAUAAGUGCCUUGAUUGGGGCAACAAUUAUUGCCCUACUCGCCCCUGUGCAGUACUUUGUGGCUACUAAAUUGUCCCAAACACAAAAAAACACCUUGGAGUAUUCCAGUGAGCGGCUGAAGAAAACCAACGAGCUUUUGCGUGGUAUCAAGCUGCUGAAACUCUACUCGUGGGAGCACAUCUUCUGUUCCAGUGUGGAGGAGACCAGGGGAAAGGAGCUGACCAGCCUGCAGGCCUUUGCUCUCUACACCUCCAUAUCUAUAUUUAUGAAUGCCGCUAUACCAAUUGCAGCAGUUCUUACUACAUUUGUGGUGCAUGUUCACCUGUCUGAUGAUGCAGAUCUCUCCCCAGCAGUAGCGUUCGCUUCACUUUCCCUUUUCCACAUCUUGGUCACACCUCUCUUCCUCCUGUCCAGUGUGGUUCGUUCCACAGUCAAAGCCCUUGUCAGUGUGCAGAAGCUAAGUGAGUUCUUCUCCAGUGAUGAGAUCGGAGAAGAGCAAGAGCCUAAGGCCACCCUUCCAACCAUCUCUAGCAACCACAGCAAUUAUCAAGCACUUCCACUGAAAGUUGUGAAUCGUAAGCAUCCAGUGAGAGAGGAGUGGAACAGCAUUGGGCUACAGAGUGAGAAGUGUAUCGAAACGGCUGCGGAUGAAGAUAUCUGCAUCAAAAUAAGCAAUGGCUAUUUCAGCUGGACUGAGGGAGCACCCACACUUUUCAACGUGAACAUAAAGAUUCCAUUCGGUCAGCUGACUAUGAUAGUGGGUCAGGUGGGUUGUGGAAAAUCUUCUCUGUUACUAGCUGCACUGGGAGAGAUGCAGAAGAUCUCUGGCACAGUGACAUGGAACAGUAUUCCGAAGCUGGAUUCAGAGGGAGAUGAAAGUCCAGAUGCAUCUGGUGAUGAAGAAUUCCGAAAAAGAGGUGCUGUUGCAUAUGCUUCCCAGAAGCCCUGGCUUCUAAAUGCUUCUGUGGUUGAGAACAUCACAUUUGAGAUGCCUCUGAUCAAACAAAGGUAUAAGACAGUGACUGAGGCAUGCUCCCUGCAGCCUGAUAUUGACAUCCUACCACAGGGGGACCAGACGGAAAUUGGUGAAAGGGGAAUCAUCCUCUCAGGAGGCCAGAGGCAGCGUAUCAGUGUCGCCCGUGCCCUCUAUCAAACCACCAAUGUAGUCUUCCUGGAUGACCCUUUCUCAGCGCUGGACAUCCAUCUGAGUGAUCAUCUGAUGCAAGAGGGUAUUCUGAAACUGCUCCUGGAGGAGAAGAGGACUGUGGUGCUGGUCACACACAAACUGCAGUAUCUGCCUCACGCAGACUGGAUUAUUGCAAUGAAAGAUGGUACGAUCCAGGCAGAGGGCACCCUGAAAGACAUUCAGAAAUCUGAACCUGAACUGUUUGAGCAGUGGAAAACCCUCAUGCAUCGCCAGGAUCGGGAAUUUGAGAAGGAGACUGUAGAAGAAAGUAUGACAGUAUUGGAAAGGAAGAACCUGAGAAGGGCCAUGUACUCCAGAGAGGCAGUGAAGACAGAGGAAGAAGAGGAAGAGGAGUCACUGGAGAGUGAUGAUGAGGAGAACCUGUCACAGGCAAUGAGGCACAGAGCUACCAUCCCUUGGCGUUCGUGUGGGAAGUACCUGAGCUCAGCUGGACUGAUGCUGCUGCCCCUUCUGCUACUCUCUCAGCUGCUCAAACACUCAUUCAUGGUGGCCAUCGACGUCUGGCUGGCUCACUGGACCUCCGAUGUCAUUCAUGCCAAAAUCAAUGCUGUUCGACACAACUGCACACUAGUGCAGGACUGCGGGUUCAGUCACUCAUCAUAUCUGCUGGUGUUCAGUAUGCUGUGCUGCCUGGGCAUUGUCCUAUGUUUGGUCACAUCUGUGGCUGUGGAGUGGACAGGGCUGAGUGUGGCCAAAAAGCUGCACCAUAACCUGCUUAAUAACAUCAUACUCGCUCCCAUGAGGCUCUUUGAAACAACUCCGUUGGGAUGCCUUUUAAACCGAUUCUCAGCAGAUACAAACACAAUAGACCAGCAUAUUCCUACUACUUUGGAGAGUUUGAUUCGCUCGACAUUGCUGUGUGUGUCUGCACUGGGUGUUAUCUCAUAUGUCACACCUGUUUUCCUCAUCGCUCUCACUCCUCUCGCCAUUGCCUGCUACUUCAUCCAGAAAUACUUCAGAGUGGCGUUCAAAGAUCUGCAUCAGCUUGAGGACAGUACACAACUCCCCUUGCUCUCUCACUUCUCUGAGACAGUAGAGGGUCUCACCAUCAUCCGGGCCUUCAGGUAUGAGGCCAGAUUCCGGCAGAGACUUCUGGAGCUUACGGAUGCUAAUAAUGUCGCAUCUCUCUUCCUCACUGCUGCCAACCGUUGGUUAGAAGUUCGCAUGGAGUAUAUUGGAGCCUGUAUUGUCCUCAUAGCUGCUGUGGCUUCCAUCACCAACAAUCUUUACAACCAUCUGUCUACUGGCCUAGUAGGGCUGGGGCUUACCUACGCUCUGAUGGUAUCAAAUUACCUUAACUGGAUGGUGCGUAACCUGGCUGAUAUGGAGGUUCAGUUAGGAGCAGUGAAAAGGAUAAACAACCUGCUGAAGACUGAACCAGAGAACUAUGAGGGGCUGCUCUCUUUGUCUCAGGUCUCUGAGGGCUGGCCACAGCAGGGUGAGAUUCAUAUCCAGAACCUGAGUGUGAGGUACGACAGCACACUGAAGCCAGUCCUAAAGCAUGCCAAUGCCCACAUCAGACCAGGACAAAAGGUUGGUAUCUGUGGCAGGACAGGAAGUGGCAAGUCGUCCUUCUCCUUAGCUUUCUUCCGCAUGGUGGAUGCUUUUGAGGGACGGAUAAUCAUAGAUGAUAUUGACAUAGCAAAGCUGCCUCUCCAGACACUGCGGAGCCGUUUAUCUAUCAUCCUUCAAGAUCCCAUUCUCUUCAGUGGAACAAUACGUUUUAAUCUAGACCCAGAGAUGAAGGCUACAGACAGCAUGCUUUGGGAAGCUCUGGAAAUUGCACAACUCAAACCAGUAGUGCAAACCCUGUAUGGAGGACUUGAUGCCAUGGUGACAGAAGGUGGGGAAAAUUUCAGUCAGGGACAACGUCAGCUGUUCUGCCUGGCACGAGCGUUUGUGCGCAAAAGCAGUAUUCUGAUCAUGGAUGAGGCCACUGCCUCCAUAGACAUGGCCACAGAGAGUAUUCUACAGAAAGUUGUAAUGACGGCCUUCGCUGACAGGACGGUUGUCAUUAUAGCGCAUCGAGUGCACACCAUCCUGAAUGCAGAUCUGGUGAUGGUGAUGAAGAGGGGAGAGAUUCUGGAGUUUGAUAAACCUGAGGUCCUUCUCAGGACAGAGGGAAGCGCUUUUGCCUCUUUUGUUCGGGCAGACAAAUGACCACAGAUGACCUUCCAUUUAAAGUGCAAUUGUACUAUGUAUUAUUGUUUUAUUUUUUACCAUGUAACAUAUUUGUAAAUAUAUAAUACAAUAAAAUACGACUGCUUAUAUAUACA
Molecule: messenger RNA, 5103 nt
Organism: Tachysurus vachellii
Lineage: Eukaryota; Metazoa; Chordata; Actinopteri; Siluriformes; Bagridae
Gene: abcc8
Product: ATP-binding cassette, sub-family C (CFTR/MRP), member 8
Exons: 40
Coding region: 212-4987 (1591 amino acids)
Biological process (GO): potassium ion transport; transmembrane transport
Cellular component (GO): membrane
Molecular function (GO): ATP binding; ATP hydrolysis activity; sulfonylurea receptor activity
Source: RefSeq, a predicted model, not a curated record